Messenger RNA from Aureococcus anophagefferens, 1056 nucleotides. RefSeq lists its product as hypothetical. Lineage: Eukaryota; Pelagophyceae; Pelagomonadales; Pelagomonadaceae. The record is from RefSeq and is a predicted model, not a curated record. The coding region runs from base 1 to 1056 and encodes 351 amino acids. The transcript has a single exon.
AUGGCGGGUCGCGUCGUCAGCGUGCACUGCAUCGGCGGCGGCGGCCUCGAGGCGAAGACGCUGAAGCUGACGCUGCCCGCGGCCUGGCAGGAGUCGCCGUGCGCGCGGCUGCUCAAGGCCGUGGCGAAGCGCUGCGAGGGCGUCGACGCGGGCGACCUCGCGCUCGAGACGGCCGACGGCGCCCGCGUCGACGCGGCGGCGCCCAUCGCGUCGACGGCGGCGGAGCGCGACCUCUUCGUGCGCCGCGCGGCCGCGGCGCCGAAGCCCGCCGCGCGGCGGCGGCUGUCGGCGCCGGCCGCCGCGGCGCCCGCCGCCGCGGCGCCCGCGGCGCCGCCCGCGCCGGGCCCGGCCGUGCCCUGCGAGGGCGCGCCGCUCGCCAACGUCUUCGUCGUGACGCUCGCGCGCGACGACGCGCGCGUGCGGCACACGGAGACCUACACGCGCCGGAGGCUGCCCGAGGCGGAGGUCUUCGACGCCGUGGACGGCGCGAGCCCCGCGCUCGCGGCCUUCCUCCGCGCCCGGGCCGUCACCCUGGCGCCCGCCUGGGCCAAGGCCUGCACCGUGGGCCAGCUCGGGUGCAUGUGCAGCCACAUGGCGCUCUGGCGGAAGGUCGUCGACGACGGCCUCGACCACGCGGUGGUCCUCGAGGACGACGUCCUCGUCGCCGACGGCUUCCGCACCGAGGUCGCGAACAUCCUCGGCGAGCUCCCGGCCCUCUGGGACCACUGCUACCUCUUCCACCACCCGCAGUGCAAGCGGGACCUGCCGCUACCGGGCGCGAAACACGUGCAGCGGGCCUUCGAGACCUGGGGCACCGUCGCCUACGUCGUCUCGCGGCGCGGCGCGGAGAAGCUCCUCGCGAAAACGGAGGGCGCGUCCUGCGCCAAGGCCAUCGACGAGACCAUGAUGGGCCUCGUCCGCGACGGCGAGCUGAACUCGUACUGCGCGCUGCGCACGCUCACGGGCACCGCGGGCCAGAUCAACCCCAUGCAGCCGACGGCGGACUCGCGCCUCGGGUCCAACGUCUGGGGGUCGCCGAAGCUCCUCCCGUCCUAG